ACCAAAUUUCAAUGCUUUUAAGAAUAUUUUUUAACAUUUUUUUCGAAGAGUGUAUAUAACUCUAAAGAAUGGCUAAUAGCUCAUUUUUGUAGUCCAUCAAUGUUAUUGUUUUGUUUUUGUCUGAAAAAAAUAAAAUAGUUAACAGUAAUGUAAAUUAUUGUGAGGAAAAAAUCCGCAAUUGGUUCCGACAUAUGACCAGAACUAAAGUCAAAAAAGAAGAAAGAAAGUGAGCAUGCGAAUCAUUGGACUUCGUCUCCAGCGCUCCCUCUGUUCCCACUUUCCCCCAAACCGUUACCAGUUAGAACUCACUCUUACCUAGCUCACUCUCAAACUGAGUUCAUUCAUUGUAACAGCAAUGUCAAGUUUCACUUCACUCUCACUACUCUUCCUAAACUUUCUCAUAACACUACUUCUUCCUCUUCCCUUUUCUCAUGGAGAUUCUCACUACUUCCAAAUAUCCCCAACACCCUCUUCUUCAGGUUGGGAAUCAGAGAAGUUGUGGGGAAACCCCACAAUAUCGUUUGUGGAGGGACCCUUUGUGCCUCCUGUGGAGGAGUACUCGUCGGUUGUCUUAGCCGCUGAGCGAACUCGCCGGAAAGAUCCUCUUGAUGGGUUCAAGUUGUACACUAGAGGGUGGAAUAUUAGUGAACACCAUUACUGGGCUUCUGUAGGUUACACUGCAGUCCCAUUGUUUGCCAUUGCUGCCAUCUGGUUUUUGGGCUUUGGAUUGUGCUUAUCUAUCAUCCUUCUAUGUUACUUUUGUUGUCAGCAAAGACGACCUUAUGGCUAUUCUCGGACAGCUUAUGCUCUUUCUAUUAUAUUCCUUGCACUCUUUACCAUCUUAGCAAUCAUAGGAUGUGUUGUGUUAUACUCUGGCCAAGAGAAGUUUCAUCAUAGUACAACUAGUACAUUGGAGUAUGUCGGAAAUCAGGCUGAUUUUACAGUAGGGAAACUAAGGAAUGUCUCUGAUUAUUUUUCUGCAGCUAAGCAGCUUGGAGUGGAUCAAGUUUUUCUGCCAUCUAAUGUUCAGUCCGACAUUGACCAAAUUGAAACGAAGAUCAAUUCUUCUGCAAGUAACCUUGCAGACAUGACAAGAAAAAAAUCAGAAGACAUAAAGGAUCUCUUAGAUUCUGUGAGAUUGGCGCUCAUCGUAGUCGCUGCAAUCAUGCUUGUCUUGACAUUUCUAGGACUCUUAUUUUCAAUUUUUGGGAUGCAACUUCUCGUGUACAUCCUUGUGAUCACCGGGUGGAUACUAGUCACUGGAACCUUCAUUCUGUGUGGAACAUUCCUCCUCCUCCACAAUGUGGCUGCGGAUACAUGUGUUGCCAUGAACGAGUGGUCGGUGAACCCCACAGCUCACACAGCCUUAGAUGAAAUCCUGCCCUGUGUGGACAAGGCAACAGCUCAAGAAACAUCACUGAAAAGCAAAGAAGUCACUUGUCAACUCGUUGAUUUGAUCAACGAGGUUCUCACCAAUGUGUCGAACAUAAACUUCGCGCCAAACUUCGUUCCUCUUUACUUCAACCAGUCUGGUCCAUUGGUGCCACUCCUCUGCAACCCCUUCCACCAUGACCUCUCUGAUCGAACUUGCACCGCUGGUGAGGUGGACUUGAACAACGCCACUCAGGUGUGGGCGAAUUAUGUUUGCCAAGUUUCAGGGAGCGGGACAUGCACGACGACAGGUCGUUUGACGCCAACGUUCUAUGACCAAAUGAGUAGUGGAAUAAUCAUGAGUAUUGCCCUGAACAGCUACGGUCCUUUCCUUACGGAUCUACAAGACUGCACCUUCGUGAGAGAGACUUUCAGCGACAUAUAUUCGGAUCACUGCCCAUCUCUACGACGAUACACCAAAUGGAUAUACAUUGGUUUGGUCAUGGUUUCUACUGCAGUUAUGUUGUCGCUCGUCUUCUGGGUCAUCUACGGUAGAGAACGCCGUCAACGUCUUUACGGCACACAUUCAACGGCUGAUGAUCAAUCAAGUUACCACCCCCGUGUGGAAAUAGAAAAAGAUUGACCUUUACAAAAUGUGCUUUUUUUUUUCUUUUUCUUUCUAGACUGAUUCUUGGCACUGUUUUUAUCUCUUUUAAAAAAAAAUCUGGGCUUCUCACGUUAGUGUAAUAUGUAUGAUAAAAUGUCAUCUUUUGUCUAUUGUUUAGAUUGUCUAGUUA
Molecule: messenger RNA, 2168 nt
Organism: Humulus lupulus (European hop)
Lineage: Eukaryota; Viridiplantae; Streptophyta; Magnoliopsida; Rosales; Cannabaceae
Exons: 9
Coding region: 356-2014 (552 amino acids)
Cellular component (GO): plasma membrane; plasmodesma
Source: RefSeq, a predicted model, not a curated record